AUGCCGCAGGCGCUUUUCGCUGAUCCCCAGCGCAAGCAGAAGAAGAAACGUACGCUGCAGACCGUGGAGGAGAGGGAGGCAGAGACUUUAGCCAAAGAGAUGUCAUGGAUCUGGCGAACCAGCCUGAAGCCAGUGGCUGAGGUAGCAUCCUCCUCGCAGAACCCUGAGACCGACAGCACAAGUUUGUCCCCUGCUGUAGCCGAACAUGAAGCACAGCUGCUCACUGCCGGGCUUCGUGUUGAAUGGGCUAAGGCUAGGGCUCGGGCAGGAAGGUGGCGGGAGGAGGUUGAUCUUCUUGAAGAAGAGAUGCGACGUGUGCUAGCGUUUGAGGAGUGGAGGGCAGCAUGGUGGAGAGAACGGAGGCUUGGCCGUGAGGCCGAGGAGCUGGGCCCAGCAAUGGACGAAGCAUUGCACGCGUAUGCUGAAAAGCAGGCACGCUUCCAUGACCGGCGAGCAGGGAAACUGCGUCACAUGUGGAAAUCAGUGCCCGGCUCAAUCGAGACAGGCCGAAAAGGUGUGGUGAGCACGGUUGAGGCCUCAGAUGCUGAAGAGGAUCUGGCCAUAGACUUGGACGUAGAUAGAUGA
Mycena citricolor is the source of this 585-nucleotide messenger RNA. The record is from the annotation of a GenBank genome assembly. Lineage: Eukaryota; Fungi; Basidiomycota; Agaricomycetes; Agaricales; Mycenaceae.